GACACAGAUCAAAUCAAGUAAGAGAAUGGGAAUAAUUUCGUUGAUAACAGGAUGGCCAGGCCCUAGUGGCUUUGGAUCAGCCACCACCGCCGAACAAGCGACCGCCGGAAUUGAUGCCGCCAAUCUAACUGUCAUCAUUACAGGAGGGGCAAGUGGGAUUGGAUUAGAGACAUCAAGAGUAUUGGCAUUGAGAGGAGCUCAUGUUAUAAUAGCUGCAAGAAACAUGGAGACUGCAAAUGAAGCAAAACAAACCAUCUGUAAAAGCUAUGAAAAUGCUAAGAUUGAUGUUCUUCAUCUCGAUCUCUCUUCUCUCAAGUCAGUCAAGACCUUUGCAGACAACUUCAUCGCUCUUAACCUUCCCCUCAACGUCUUGAUAAACAAUGCUGGUAUUAUGUUCUGCCCCUACCAACUCACACAAGAUGGGAUUGAGAUGCAAUUCGCCACAAAUCAUCUAGGUCACUUUUACUUGACAAACCUGCUCCUUGACAAGAUGAAGAACACUGCUUCAGCUACGGGUAUCGAGGGUAGAAUCAUAAACAUGUCAUCAGUAGCUCAUCUCCACACUUAUGAAGAAGGGAUCAGAUUUGAUGCAAUCAAUGAUAAAAACAGUUAUUCAGACAAAAAGGCAUAUGGGCAAUCAAAGUUAGCAAACAUAUUGCACGCAAAUAAACUCUCCCGACGCUUAAAGGAAGAAGGGGUAAAUAUUACAGUGAAUUCUGUACACCCAGGGAUCAUAAUGACAAAUCUCAUGAGACAUUCCUUAAACCUCAUGAGAAUUAUGAAGCUGCUCACUUAUGUUCUAUGGAAAAAUGUCCCACAGGGGGCAGCAACAACAUGUUAUGUAGCAUUGCACCCAAAUUUGAAAGGGAUCAGUGGCAAGUAUUUUCUGGAUUGCAAUGAAUGGCCUGCAAGUGAUUUUGCUAGAGAUCCUAAGUUGGCUAAGAAGCUUUGGGACUACAGCAACCAUCUACUCGAUUCUGCUCUUCAACGCUCCUAAUUUUCACGCCACAUUUAACGGGUUACAAGUCAUCAUGGCGUAAACGUUCUCAGACCCAAGUAUUAUAUCCCUUAUUUUCCUGCCUUAAAACGCGGUGCUAAUAGUCUAUAUGUGUAAUUCUUGAAUGUUAAAACGUUCGGUUUGUUUUGAAAUGCGUAUUUGGUUGGGUUUAGUC
Messenger RNA from Cynara cardunculus var. scolymus (artichoke), 1172 nucleotides. RefSeq names its product short-chain dehydrogenase TIC 32, chloroplastic-like. Bases 26 to 997 code for a protein of 323 amino acids. The transcript is spliced from 8 exons. The record is from RefSeq and is a predicted model, not a curated record. NCBI's taxonomy places the organism in Eukaryota, Viridiplantae, Streptophyta, Magnoliopsida, Asterales, Asteraceae.